Scomber japonicus (chub mackerel) is the source of this 3942-nucleotide messenger RNA. RefSeq names its product leucine--tRNA ligase, cytoplasmic-like. Gene Ontology annotation, biological process: leucyl-tRNA aminoacylation. The transcript is spliced from 33 exons. Gene Ontology annotation, molecular function: ATP binding; leucine-tRNA ligase activity; aminoacyl-tRNA deacylase activity. NCBI's taxonomy places the organism in Eukaryota, Metazoa, Chordata, Actinopteri, Scombriformes, Scombridae. The record is from RefSeq and is a predicted model, not a curated record. Bases 94 to 3615 code for a protein of 1173 amino acids.
CGUGGGUUUCCCUUGGCUUGUCAAUCUGGAAACUGUACCUGGUCUUUUCUGUCUACACAACUGAAUAAUAGAAAACUCACAGCUUGGGUCAAAAUGGCAGAGAGGAAGGGAACAGCAAAGUUGGACUUCUUAAGAAAGAUUGAGCUAGAGAUCCAGGAUAAAUGGGAGAAGGAGAAAGCAUUUGAGUGUAAUGCACCGGCAACAGUUGGGGAAAGCACAAACAAAAACAAGUACUUUGUCACCUUUCCCUACCCUUACAUGAAUGGCCGCUUGCACCUUGGCCACACAUUCAGCUUGUCAAAGUGUGAGUUUGGUGUUGGUUACCAAUCUCUGAAAGGAAAGAAAUGCCUCUUCCCGUUCGGGCUUCACUGCACAGGAAUGCCAAUCAAAGCCUGUGCAGACAAGCUGAAGAGAGAGAUGGAGCUGUAUGGAAACCCCCCGCAAUUUCCGGACGAGGAUGAAGAAGAGAAGGAGAAGCCUGAGGCAUCUGAUGAAAUCAUCAUCAAGGAUAAAGCAAAGGGCAAGAAGAGUAAAGCUGCAGCCAAAACUGGAACCGCCACUUUCCAGUGGGACAUCAUGAAGUCUUUGGGCCUGAAUGACCAGGAGAUUGCCGAGUUUGCCAAUGCUGAACACUGGUUGGAGUAUUUCCCUCCUCUGGCCGUUAAAGAUCUCAAAAUGAUGGGAGUUAAGGUGGACUGGAGGCGUUCAUUCAUCACCACAGAUGUGAACCCUUUCUACGACUCCUUCGUCAGGUGGCAGUUUGUCACACUGAAGGAGAGAAAAAAGAUUAAAUUUGGCAAAAGGUACACCAUCUACUCACCCAAGGAUGGACAACCAUGCAUGGAUCAUGACAGGCAGACAGGAGAGGGAGUCGGACCUCAGGAGUACACUCUCAUCAAGAUGAAGAUUGUGGAACCAUACACAGCAAAAUUCAAGUCCAAAGUCUUUUACAGCAGUGCAGUGAAAGGCAAAAACAUCUAUCUGGUGGCUGCCACUCUGAGACCAGAGACCAUGUUUGGUCAGACCAACUGCUGGGUGAGACCUGACAUGAAGUAUGUCGCCUUUGAGACAGUCAGCGGAGACAUCUUCAUCUGCACUGCGAGGUCUGCCAGGAACAUGUCUUUCCAGGGCUUCACAAAGGAGAAUGGAGUGGUGCCAGUGGUCAUGGAAAUACUGGGACAGGAUAUCCUUGGCUGUGCCCUGAGUGCUCCUCUGACCUCCUAUAAGAUCAUCUAUGCUCUGCCCAUGCUUACCAUCAAGGAGGACAAAGGUACCGGGGUAGUUACCAGUGUACCAUCCGACGCUCCUGAUGACAUUGCUGCUCUCAGGGACAUCAAGAAAAAAGAAGCCCUUCGAGAGAAGUAUGGAAUUGAGGACAAGAUGGUAUUACCUUUUGAGCCGGUCCCUAUCAUUGAGAUCCCAGGCUACGGGAACCUGUCUGCUCCUCUUGUGUGUGAUGAGCUGAAGAUCCAGAGCCAGAAUGACAAGGAGAAACUGGUUGAGGCCAAGGAGAAAGUCUACCUGAAGGGAUUUUAUGAAGGGAUCAUGCUGGUAGAUGGCUACAAGGGGCAGAAGGUCCAGGAUGUCAAGAAGCCCAUCCAGAAAAUGAUGGUGGAGAAGGGCGAGGCCAUGAUCUACAUGGAGCCAGAAAAACAGGUCAUGUCACGUUCAUGUGAUGAGUGUGUAGUGGCUCUCUGUGACCAAUGGUAUUUGGACUAUGGGGAUGCUGAGUGGAAGCAGCAGGCCAAUGAAGUCCUCAAGUCUUUGGAGACAUUUUGUGAUGAGACCAGGAGAAACUUUGAGGCUACCCUGGCCUGGCUGCAGGAGCAUGCCUGCUCUCGUACUUACGGGCUAGGAACGCGGCUGCCUUGGGAUGAGCAAUGGCUGAUUGAGUCACUAUCAGAUUCCACCAUCUACAUGGCUUACUACACUGUAGCCCACCUCCUCCAAGGAGGUGUGCUGAAUGGACAGGGAGCCUCACCAUUGGCCAUCAAACCAGAGCAGAUGACCAGAGAGGUGUGGGACUUCAUAUUCUUUAAGACAUCUCCUUUCCCCAAGACAAGCAUCCCUAAAGAACAUCUUCAGCGACUGAGACGGGAGUUUGAGUACUGGUACCCUGUGGACGUCCGCGUGUCUGGCAAAGAUCUGGUGCCCAACCACCUGUCUUACUACCUGUACAACCAUGUGGCUAUGUGGCCUAAAGACAGUGGGAAGUGGCCACAGGCAGUGCGGGCCAAUGGACAUCUGCUCCUCAACUCUGAAAAGAUGUCCAAAUCAACUGGAAACUUCCUCACUCUCAGCCAAGCCAUUGAAAAGUUCUCAGCAGAUGGCAUGCGUCUGGCUCUAGCUGAUGCCGGCGAUACAGUGGAGGAUGCCAACUUUGUGGAGACCAUGGCUGACGCUGGCAUCUUGCGCCUCUACACCUGGGUUGAGUGGGUGAAGGAGAUGAUAGCCAACCAGAACAACCUCAGGACUGGACCUGCCGAUACCUUCAAUGAUCGGGUCUUUGCCAGUGAGAUAAAUGCAGGGAUCUUGAAGACAGAGCAGCACUAUGACAGGAUGAUGUACAAAGAGGCUCUGAAGAGUGGCUUCUUGAGUUCCAGUUUGAAUACUGCUGCAAAAGAUAAGUAUCGAGAGCUGGCCAUUGAAGGCAUGCACAGAGACCUCGUCUUCCAGUUCAUAGAGAGACAAACUCUGCUGCUGGCCCCCAUCUGCCCCCACAUCUGUGAAUACACCUGGGGUCUGCUUGGCAAGGUAGGAGACAUAUGGAUUCGUUCCUCUCAGUACCUGAUGGAGACUGCACACGACCUCCGACUACGACUCAAAGCAUACAUGCUUCCCCCCAAAAACAAGAAAGCUGACACAAAGAUUCCAGCCAAGCCUUCCCACUGCAACAUCUAUGUAGCCAAGAGCUACCCUCCAUGGCAGCACAGUGCCUUAUCUCUGCUCGGCAAACACUACAAGAGCAACAACAAGGUCCUUCCAGACAACAAAGUGAUUGCGAGUGAGUUGGGAGCGCUGCCUGAGCUGAAGAAAUAUAUGAAGAGAGUCAUGCCUUUUGUGGCCAUGAUCAAGGAGAACCUUGAGAAGAACGGUCCCAGGGUUUUGGAUCUGGAGUUGGAGUUUGAUGAGCGUGCAGUUCUGAUGGAGAACCUGGUCUACUUAACCAAUUCUCUGGAGUUGGAGCAGAUAGAUGUCUUGUUUGCAUCCGAGGCCGACGACAAAGUGAAGGAAGACUGUUGCCCAGGGAAACCAUUCAGCGUGUUCAGAUCAGAGCCUGGAGUGUGUGUGUCCCUGGUCAACCCUCAGCCAUCCAACGGCUUGUUUUCCACCAAGGUUGACAUCCGACAGGGGGACAACAGAGACAGUAUCAUCCGAAGGCUAGCUAAGGUCAACAGACUCAUCAAAGAUUUGUCCAGAGUGAAGUUGAUGAGGUACGAGGACCCCCUGCUGGGGCCCCGCCGGGUGCCCGUCCUGGGACAGGAAGAGCAGGGUAAAGUGCCCAUCUCCAACAAAUCUGUGUUCAACGUCAAUCUGGAGGAGAGGAGGGUCACGCUGGCUGACAAUGGCCUCUCUGUAGAUAUUGGGGACACUCUGGCUUAUUUGGUUAAUUAGGGGAAUAUUCCCUCUUUCUCUCUCACACACAGGCACAUGGGGGCACAUUCAGCAGUGAAUUAUUUGAUAAAAGUUCAAUCGAUCAUGAAAUGUUACAAUAAAAUGGGUCAUUUUGACUCAUAGCCAUAGAACACUUGACUCAGAAGUUUAUGUACGUUUUUAUAAUUUAUGUUUCUAUACUGACACUGUUUGCUACUGCACAUGGUGUUAGAUCUGACAGAUAUACUAUUUACUUUUUGCUGUUUCUUUUCACUGCUGAAUGUGACCUCAGGGAAUAUCUGAAACUAAUGGGACCUGAAAGGUUUGCAUCUGUCUUCCUUUUAAAAA